AUGUGUCUGUGGUUUCAUUCUCUAUCCAUAUGGACCGCCUUGGUCACCAUUUCUUUUGCUCAAAACAGCACCGACGGCGUCCGAAAUGCGAACCAUGUCUUCAACGCAAUUCAUGCUGUAAUGCGACACCCUAUUCUGUCGGAAUAUCCCAACGGAGUCUCAUUUUUCCUCGCUACUGUGCCAAAGGGCAUACAAUUUUACCAUGGUACUGGCGAAGAGCACCCGGUCACCGGCUUAGAAUGGCUGGCCUUUGAACCCGAGCAUUCGCUGGGCUUUGCUCAUCGAAGCGGACGACGACUUGAGCCUAGCGAAAGGGAAACCAGCCAAAAGCCGUUGCAGAAGGAGGAUCCUUUGGCUUCGACACAUGGUUACCUACACACUUAUGUAUCAGCGAAAGACCUCCGCCUCCUCUACCUAGAUGGCAUGUCUGCUGGCCCAAUGCGAUCACUGGAAGCGCAGGACCGCAUUCUCUUCAAUGAUAGUAUCCCUCAAAAUGAGAGGCCUGGAGGCGGAAGACCUGGGCAGAGAUCAGAGGUAGAGCAGCGUGGAAAGAAACUCGGCGGCCCUCCCAGCGAACAGGCUCGUGCAUUGCAGGCUUGCCAAAUGGCCGAAGAAAAAUGGGCUGGGCGGAUCGAUGGUCUCCUGCGAACAGAAGGUGAUUUUGAAAUCAUCUUAUGCAACUUUGAGCGCGAUCUCGACUUCGUUCGCAUCUCAGAAACAAAACCGCAAAAAUCAUCCGGAAAUGAUAGCCAUGGUCCUGGCGGUAAGAAGCCGGGUCGGAUGCCUGGUCGUGCUGUCACCUCGCGUUACGAUGACGUUCGAGGGCACCAAGCUAUUAUUGAUUUUGACCAUGUUGUUAGCGCUUACACCUAUAACUUGGACUUGUUCCCAAACAACACUAAGCUUCCGCAAUUAUCUCACAUUACACCAGAGGAGCUGAUUCCUAUCCAACUUGCCAUCGACUCGAUGAUCCUAAAUAACGAACCCUCAAGGAGCGCGUUCAACUGGCAGGCGGUGACCGAUGUUGUUAUUGAUCGGUAUUCAGUUCAACUGCGAAGCGUUGCUGAAGGAGAUUUUCAAUCCCUAGUGGCGCUGCGAGAGAAGCUGGAGACAUCUCUAGAGCCUUUUAUCGACUAUAGAGACUAUCAAAACAGCUAUGCGAUAAUAGAUAGCUGCCAGAGGCAAUUGAUUCCGCAAUCUGCACCUGAUUCUGGCUUAGCAAGUGAAGCGGUGCGUUAUAUUCUUCAUCGAAUUUGUACAACUUUUACAUAUACCUUGCUGGAUUCGCAAAUGGACCUGGAGACCGCGGUUGAAGGGUUUGCAGAGCUUGUUUCAUAUUUGUCCUGGAUUGAAUAG
This is a messenger RNA of Talaromyces rugulosus, 1356 nucleotides long. RefSeq lists its product as uncharacterized. Lineage: Eukaryota; Fungi; Ascomycota; Eurotiomycetes; Eurotiales; Trichocomaceae. The coding region runs from base 1 to 1356 and encodes 451 amino acids. The transcript has a single exon. The record is from RefSeq and is a predicted model, not a curated record.